CACCGUCAUUCAAGCCGACCUGACCGCAAAGCUGAGUGUGACCUCGACAGUACACGUGCGCAUCUUCGACGACUAUCGCCUUAGUCAAACACGAUAUAUUUGCCUAGACGGACAGCAGGGUCUCUGACAUGCUUGCUACGUAAUAGUCCAUCUCCGCAACCGUCCGCCGCCGAACAUGUCUAUCCGCGUCCUGAUCAAAGACUACCCACACCGCGCAAUCGCCCUCGCGACGCCCACCCACGCCCUCGUCCUGCGCCACAGCUCAACCUCGACCGAGCACAAUGGGAAUGUUUCCAGUACGUCGCUGGGGAGCAAUGGCUCAGGCGCAGCACGCUGCAUGGUCGAGUUCUCCAAGAUCGAGGAUGUGGACCUGAACGACUACCGGGCGCUCCACUCGGUCAAGGCACACGGCACCCUGGGCCUGAUUACCGUGGAAAGCGAUGUAUUCCUGGUAGUCGUCAACAGCGCCAGCAAGGUCGCGACGGUGCGCCCGGGCGAGACGGUGCAGAAGAUCAACUCGGUCGGCUUCUACUGCCUGACCAGCGCGAGCUACGACACCCUCCUCGACGACGAAGUCAACCCCUACCCGACCGACACGGUGGACGACGAGGGAUACGAAAUGGGAUAUGGGAGGGGCAAGGAACAGGCGAUCCACGAGCAUCCGUGUCUGGCGCUCAAGAAGCUGCUGAGCAGCGGCACCUUCUACUACAGCUGGGACUUUGACCUUACGCGGCGCGUCCAGGAUCGCUCAUUGAAUGCUGCCGCCAUUUCAAUCGACAGCCUUAAUGCUGGCUUCUUGUGGAACUCGUACAUGAUCCAGCCGUUGGUGGACUUUAGGAGCAGACUUGCGCCCAAGGAAAAGGAUGCGCUCGAUGGCUCGGGGAUCCUGACAUCUGCCAUCCGCGGCUUUGCCCUCACUGUUACCGUCCCCACACACUCCUCGCCGAUAAAGUCUCGUGGAACGGGUGUACCAGCCCAUAUGACACUGAUCUCACGGCUGUCUUGCAGGAGGGCUGGAACGAGGUUCAACUCUCGUGGUAUCGACGAUGAUGGAAACGUGGCGAACUUUGUCGAGACAGAAACCGUGUUCUGGGACCCAACUGGAGUCUGCUUCUCGUACGCGCAGGUACGGGGCAGUGUGCCGAUAUUCUGGGAGCAGCAGUCCGGUCUUCUUCCCGGCCAGCAGAAAAUCACCAUCACGAGGUCUCCCGAAGCCACGCAGCCGGCUUUCGACAAGCACUUUGAGAACCUAGAGCUGGGCUAUGGAGCCAUGCACGUAGUCAACCUGCUGAGCAACGAGAAACCAAAUGAGAUGGAACUGUCACACAGAUAUCGAGGGCAUGUCAGGAACAGCCCUCUAAACUACGGAAUCGAGAAGAGCGACCGCGAACACGAACUCCUCAAACUCACCGAAUACGACUUUCACGCUGAGACGAGGGGGCCUGGUGGAUAUGAAAUGGCUAGCAUGAUCUCUCAGUGGAUACAAGGUUCUGCGGAGGGGUUUGCCUACUAUCUUUCCGAAGAGAGGGAGCAGGUUGUUAGGGAGAAUGGGCAAGAACACAUCAUCAGCCGAUCGACAUCAAUAUUACAACAAGAGGGCGUGUUUAGGACGAAUUGCCUGGACUGUCUAGACCGAACGAACCUCGUGCAGACGAUCAUUAGCAAGAUGGCAAUCGAAAUCUUCUUGAGGCACAACGGUCUUACUGGCAGUCAAGACUUCUGGGUCAGGCAUUCGAGUAUGUGGGCAGACAAUGGCGACGCGCUUUCCAGAAUCUACGCUGGUACUGGAGCGCUGAAGUCCUCGUUCACACGGCACGGGAAAAUGUCACUAGCUGGUGCUCUGGCCGACGCCCGAAAGAGCGCGACAAGAAUGUACAUCAACAACUUUGCCGACAAGGGCCGGCAGAACACUAUCGAUAUGCUCCUCGGUCGGCUGAUGGGCCAAAUCCCAGUCCAUCUCUACGACCCAAUCAACGACUUCGUUACUGCCGAGCUCACCAGACGAGCCGUUGAAUUCUCGGAAACGGAGACUAUCAAUAUUCUUGCUGGGACAUUCAACGUGAAUGGCAAGACGCGCGGUCUUAAGGAAGAUCUAUCGCCAUGGCUAUGUCCCAACGUCGAUCCCUCACAACAAUGUCCUGAGAUUGUCGCCGUGGGCUUUCAGGAAAUUGUCGAGCUGAGUCCCCAGCAGAUCAUGUCCACAGACCCGGACCGGCGUCGGAGGUGGGAGGAUGCCGUGAGGGAGUGCCUCAAUAAGAAUGCGGCGAAACAUCAAAGAUCAGAUUAUGUGAUGCUCAGGGGAGGACAGCUUGUCGGUGCGAGCUUGUCCGUCUUUGUGAGGACGGACUGCUUGAAGCAUAUCAAGAAUGUUGAGGGCAGCUUGAAGAAGACUGGCAUGUCUGGUAUGGCGGGAAACAAAGGAGCAGUGGCUAUCCGCAUGGAGUAUGCUAAUACUUCUAUUUGCCUCGUCACUGCACAUCUUGCGGCUGGAUUCGCCAACUAUGAGGAGCGCAAUCGCGACUACAAGACCAUUAGCCACGGUCUGAGAUUUCAGAGAAACAGGUCGAUCGAAGAUCAUGAGACGGUCAUUUGGCUCGGCGACUUCAACUACAGAAUAGGGCUCAGUAACGACAAAGUGCAGAGGUUGUGUUACGAUGGCGACCUCGAGACUCUAUACGACAACGAUCAGCUCAAUCUCCAGAUGGUAGCCGGCCUAACCUUCCCUUACUACUCCGAAGCUCGCAUCACCUUUGCACCUACGUACAAGUACGACAUCGGCACCGACGUAUACGACACUUCUGAAAAAGCACGUAUUCCCGCUUGGUGCGACCGCGUGCUCCGCAAAGGCGACAACAUCCGGCAAAUCCACUACGACUCCGCGCCGCUCAGAUUCUCAGACCAUCGACCAGUAUACGCCACAUUCCAAGUCCUAGUCCAGCGCGUGGACGAGAAGCGAAAAGACACCAUGAAAGCCGAGCUCUACAAGCAACGCCGCGCCUUCGUCGGCGACACCCGAGCCAGCGGGCGCGUCGGCGAAGACGAAACCGACGACGAGGAUCUCCUCGGAUACGAGAGCGUCGAACCCGGCCUCCCCCCCGCCAGCUCCGACCGCCGGAAAUGGUGGCUUGACAACGGUCUCCCCGCGAAAUCCCGCAUCCAACCCCCUUCUAACGACCACUUCCCCAACCCAAACCACCCCAGCAACCCCUUCACUCCCAGCCCAGAACCAGACUGGGUCCAAGUCACCCGCACAGCCGGAACCACCACGAGGCCUGAACUCCCGCCCCCCCGUGGCUCCCAGCGCGCACGCACAGUCGACUUCAACGCCCUCGGCCCCUCCGCCCAGCAACACCCAGGCGGAACACGCAAACUCAUAGCCCCGCAGUACAACCCCCGCGACCCCUCGCAAAUCACCUACUCAGACGGCGCACACGACUCCCUCCAUCGCUCCGCUUCCACAGCAUCCUCGACACGCUCCCUGCCCCACCGUCCCCAGCAACAGCAACAACCACAACCACACGUCCUGCGCAAACCAAUGCCCCCGCCUAUCCCCAGCAAAAAGCCCUCCCUCCACGCUUCCGCCACGCACAGGGAUGAACGCUACCGCGACGACCCCGACCCCCAGUACGAACACGAGCGCAGAGCACACCCGCAGCCCCCGCCUGCGCGCCGCUCCAUGGCCGCCCCGCCUAGUGGGUACGCAUACACACAGCCUCCCUCCUCGUCGGCGGCGCAGAAGCUGAGGAAACCGGUUCCGGUGCCGAAUUUCAUGGAUGAUGGGGGGGAGGAGAAACCUGCGUUGCCGCCUAGGACGGGGACGGGGCUGAGUAGUGGGAGUGGGCGUGGAAGCGGUAGGCCAGGUACGAGGAGUCUGCUGGAUGAUGAGCCUGAGGCGGAGGAUUUGGAGGGGUAUCGGGGGUGGGAGGUGCUUAGACCUGUGCGGUGAGGUGUGGUGGAAGUAUUGGGAGAUAUGAU
This is a messenger RNA of Dothidotthia symphoricarpi CBS 119687, 3975 nucleotides long. RefSeq lists its product as uncharacterized. The record is from RefSeq and is a predicted model, not a curated record. The transcript is spliced from 4 exons. Gene Ontology annotation, molecular function: phosphatidylinositol-4,5-bisphosphate 5-phosphatase activity; phosphatidylinositol-3,5-bisphosphate 5-phosphatase activity. Gene Ontology annotation, biological process: phosphatidylinositol dephosphorylation. Gene Ontology annotation, cellular component: cytoplasm; membrane. Bases 176 to 3946 code for a protein of 1256 amino acids. Lineage: Eukaryota; Fungi; Ascomycota; Dothideomycetes; Pleosporales; Dothidotthiaceae.